Molecule: messenger RNA, 1052 nt
Organism: Frankliniella occidentalis (western flower thrips)
Lineage: Eukaryota; Metazoa; Arthropoda; Insecta; Thysanoptera; Thripidae
Product: brachyurin-like
Exons: 6
Coding region: 113-958 (281 amino acids)
Biological process (GO): proteolysis
Molecular function (GO): serine-type endopeptidase activity
Source: RefSeq, a predicted model, not a curated record
UCAAGGCGCUGCCGCGGUAGCCGCCUGGCUAGAUAAGCCCUUCGGAUUGAAAUGGGAUAUAAAAAGGCCCUCGUCGUGAUUUGGCGCCCACCCCACCACACGCGGCUCAACCAUGUGGAGGCUCCUGCUGCUGUCUGUCGCCGUCUCGGGCGCCCUGGCGCUGUCGCCCCUCCAGUCACAGGUCCACCUCCCCCUCUCCGCGGCCAGGCCCAUCCCCCAGAACAUCCCCGCCCUGCGCAUCGUUGGAGGCAACGAGGCUGCCCCCGGCCAGUUCCCUCACCAGGUCGGCAUCUGGAUCUACAAGCACAAGAGCAAGUUCUUCUGCGGCGGCUCCAUCCUGAACCAGAACACCGUCAUCACCGCCGCCCACUGCGCCGAGGCCGGAGACAGCUUUGAGAUUGUGUUCGGCGCGCACCACAUCAGGAAGGACACCUCCGUGGUGAGGGAGACAACCAAGAAGCUGGUGCACCCCAAGUACCAGGACGACGGCCACAUCUCCAACGAUAUCGCCCUCCUACACUUUGACGUGCCGAUUGAUUACACUGAGACCAUCCAGCCCAUCAGGCUCCCCAGCAAGAGCCAGGGCAGCCUCUGGCACGCGGAGGUGACCGCCAGUGGUUGGGGCCUCCUGCACACCGACGCAGACUCCGUCGCCGACACGCUGCACUUCGUCAAGUCGCGCAUCGUGACCAACCUGUACUGCAAGGUGCGCUACUUCCUCAACUACGUGCGCGACACCAACGUGUGCAUAUCGGGCUGGUGGGCCAAGGGCACCUGCGAGGGCGACUCUGGCGGCCCGCUCGUCGUGUACGAGAAGGACGGCAAGCCCACCCUGGUGGGCCUCACCUCGUUCGGCAUCAGCCUCGGCUGCGAGGUCUCCUGGCCCUCCGUGUUCACGCGCGUCAGCAGCUACGUGGACUGGAUCGAGGCGGGCAUCAAGGAGCUCUCCGGACAGUGAGCGCCCAGUCGUGCGACACGAAACAAACCACUCAAAAAAAACAAACUUGAAAAAAAAUAAAAAUAAAAGCAACAUAUUUUGAAAUGACACAGAA